Molecule: messenger RNA, 3290 nt
Organism: Pomacea canaliculata
Lineage: Eukaryota; Metazoa; Mollusca; Gastropoda; Architaenioglossa; Ampullariidae
Product: transmembrane protein 59-like
Exons: 7
Coding region: 31-1002 (323 amino acids)
Source: RefSeq, a predicted model, not a curated record
UCAGACUCCAACAAGCGAUCAACAGAAGUUAUGAUGGCUGCGUUGCAAAACAUUGUGUUGUUUGUGUUCGCUGUCCAUUUAGUUGGUUCGGAACCAUCUUCAUCAGCCCUCGAGAACAUAGAUUCAUGCGAGGACAGCUGUGACAAAACAUAUUCGGGACACACCUAUGAAAAUGGAGAACAGAGCAUUAGUUGCAAAAGAGGAUGCAGAUUUUAUUCCAUCAUGGCAUUCGUCCAUAACAACGAAGAUGUGAACGGCACCCUUGCUGAUUGCCAGUCAAGCUGUGAAGAGUCGUACACUAAUGCAACUGACGACAGUAGUAUCUGCAUAUCAGGAUGCCGUAGCCAAGCUUUUAUCGCCCAAAGUGCUGCUUCGGGAAUUGAGGAUGAAUCAGAAGUAAGCAUCCUAUAUCCACUAAUGUACAUGCACAGUGUAUACAGUAAUAUGAUAGACAAGGUCUACCGUCAGUUUGAGGUCACAUGGUCACUUUUUAUGGAAGCAAGAAGUGGACAGCUGAUUGUAAUGCGCUCAGAGCCCCAUAUUGUUGAUUUUGUGGUUGACAUAGAUGAUAUCCAGGAAGCUCUCCCUAAUGCAGAUGAUAAAACUAGUGCAUAUCUAGAAACCAAUAUUGCUGGACAAGAUAAUUCUGCAACACCAUUGCUAAACUUUAGGGCUUCCCAGAUAAGAGCUGCACAACAGCUGGAUGGUAACCUUCAGAUGGAUGUUGAUGAAAUGAAUCAUGGAGAUUGGCUUACAUGCGUUGCUAGAAAAACUGGCAUUGCACGCAUUGUCCUCAGCUUCCUCAUCUUGGCAUGUGCCAUUGUCAUGAUUUGGUUCUGUCUCACUGCUGCUGCCACUGCUCCUGAGCAGAACCUUAGCAUCAAUGGAGACCUGGAGUACUUGAGCAAGCUGUCAGGCAAAGACCGGUUCAAACUCCUACACCCACAGUCUCAGGUGGAAGCAAGGCCUCUCCCCAUCAAGAUUCGCAUUGAGCAGAUCUAACCAUCCUGUCCUUACAUUUCAUAGUUUUUGUUCCUGUGAUCAUUAGGUCUAUGCCUCUCCCCUUCAGACUCCCAUUCAAACAAUAGUUUUAAAGUCAGGUGAGGGGAAUAAAAGGAAGCAUUUUACUUUGAGGUACAUUUGAUGUGCCAAUGUGAUGAUUAUUCUGGUGCAUAUUUACAUCCUGCAUUCCUGUUGAAUGGCUUGGUCAUUGUCUAUACUGUUUGGGAUUUCAUAUCUCAUCCAUACACUUUGCUACUGUUUUGCCUUAUGCAUCAGUUUACAGACAUCUCUCUGCAUUAUGGAAUAAAGAAUAAAGCAUUACAUCAUGUUUUUUUUAACUGGAGACCUGUGUAAAAGAAACAGAGAUGUUCUUAGAAAUCAUAAAACUUUUGUGGGAUACUGAGGAACUGUUAUUUCUUAGUCUUAUAUGUGUACAUAAUAUGUAUUUAGACUGUAAUGAGUUGCAAUUUUCGUGUGUGAACUUUGUCUAAUUUGCAUUGGUUAUUUGUUAACACUUUCCCAAAACAAACUAAAUUCUACAUAAAGAUUUGUGAUAUUUUCUUUUUUGGAGGGUGAAUAAUGCUCUUGUUAAUGUUAAUAUCUCUAUUCCAUUGCAUUGUAAUUGUAAUGACUUUAUAUAUAUAUUGAAAACAGAGCACACCUCCCAUUUAAAUUGCCCAUUGGGACAAAUAAAGUUGGUUAUUGUUAAUGGGCAAAUAGGUCAUCAGUAUGUUCCAAGCUUUCAAUUCCCAGUCAGACUCCACCUUUUUUUUAAGAAUUAAGUUUCAUAAUCAAGAAAACUCUUCCACUAACUCAGUUCUUGAUUUUCAUCCAUAAACUUUGUUAUGGUGUCCUCUGUUUGCCGAUGCUUGUGUUCCAUUGUUGUUGAUCUUUGGUUCAUUUGCAAUCUUUCAUUUGCAGUACAUUUAAUUAUUCAUUAUCAUUCAUUGAAAGAAGCAGGAAAAAAUUGAGUAAUGCAAAAAUUUUAAACUAAAGAAUUAUCUUAAAAUGUCUUACGAAACAGCUAUGUAGAAAACCAAUAACAACACUGCUAUAGGUGUAAUCUAGUUUGAAACAUCACUGUUUUCUCAUGUCUUUAUGUUGUCUAUGUCCUACAAAUUCUAAAAGUAACACUUCAAAUUUAUUUCACCUGAUGAUGUAAAUUAAAAGUCUAGAGUUUGUACUUUAUAAAUAUACAUUAUUUGUAUGUGUGCAUGUGUGGUUUACUGUUCACCAAAUUUUUUCGUUUGCAAGUGCAGAAAAUUAACGUUUGCACAAUAUUUCUUAUGAAGGACAUGAGCUUUGAAUUAUUUUCUUUAGUCGGAGCAAAAUAAGAAGAGUGCAGAUGUGAGAAACCCAGAUGAACUUAAUUAUGACACUGUGGAAUCAAGAAAUAAAUACGUAUCAAAAAGGGGCAAUAUUAUUUAGUGAGUUUUAAUGGGUACACAUUAAAAAAAAAAAACAGUAGUAAAUACCUGUAGAAAUACUGCCGUAUUUUGUUUUUUGUUGGAGAGAAGGCAGAUUGGAUUAAUUGCUGUACAUAAAAUAAACAUGAAACGUUCAUCUUUACAACUGCUGGAAGGCUAUAUUUUGCUCAGCAUAUUGUGAACAGUUCUGAGAAUUUUUUUAAAAUAUUAUUUUCUGUAGGAUUUGCACUGUAGAAAGAAUUGCACAUUAUGGUUAAUUUGAAAUCACAGUUUUUCUGCUUUCCAUUAAGAGAUAAAGGAGCAUUAAUGAUCACUAUUAAUAUAAUUUUUGCAAAUCUGUUCUAAGCAGCUGAAAGCUAUCCUAUUUGAAUGCCAGAAUAAAUAGCAAAGGGAUAGCAACAUUAGCUCACUUUCCAUCGCAGCUCAUGAUCGUUAAAAAAAUAUAACGUGAUGUGUUCAUUUUUAGGGCUUAUAAAACCUUUAUAUUAGUCUAAUGCAAACAUUGAAAUAUUUCCAAUUUGUAAAGCAAUCCUACGAUAGAAGAACUGAGAAGUUACUGGUAAAGAAUAAAAGCUUGAAGAGACGUGAUGCACUUUGUAAUAGUUGUAAUGCUACACACCUCAAAUCUAAUCCUUGAAUUUAAAUGGAAAUAGCUCUUCAUACAAAAUUUAUGUAAAAUUGAAACUCCUACAAAAAAUGGAAUGCAGAUCUUGUAACAUAAUCACCAAACCAAGUCUGUUUUGGCCGACCAUUCACAUUCAUUUUCUUUUUAUAAAAAUCAUUUUUAAGAGGUGUUGGCUAUCUGUGUCCAAUAAACUUACGGCAGUGGGUGUAUUUCUAAUAAAGGGUUAUUAAAUCUGA